AUGCCAAGUCAUUGUUGCUCUAGGAAGAUAAUAAUAUUUGACGGAAGCGACUUGAACUUGCCAUCUGAAAACAAACCGAAACCUCAGUACGACAUCUCCCUCGGAUCGCAACGCGCGCGUUCUCUACAAACAAAACGUUUUUCUCACUUUUUGACGAACUAUUUCUUUACAGGAGAAAUCGAUCGUAUUGAGUUUUUUACAAUGGGUGGAUGGCUAAGCCAGUUAUGGUGGGGAGGUGAUCCCGAUGAAGUAAACCCAGUUUCGGGUAUGACACGAAGGGAAGUCUACGCCGUCCAGCGCUCCUGGGCUCCUGUUUACAAAGACUCCGUGGCUACUGGCACCGAACUUCUUAAAAGAUUCUUCCAAGCCUAUCCUCAAUCAAAAGAGUUCUUUAAAAUGAUAAGAAAAUUGCCCGAAGAAGAGUAUGCACAAAACUUCCAGUUUAAGGCACACGUCAUCAACUUGAUGUCUGCACUCAACCAAGCCGUCACUAACCUUAACCAGCCGGAGGUAGUCGCUGUUAUGAUGAACAAGCUCGGGGAGUCACAUCGCAAGAGAAAAAUUCAAGAACAAAAUUUCCACGACUUAAAAGAAGUCAUAGUAAAGAUGUUCAUCGAAGUAUUAAAGCUGGACGAGUCAACACUUGGCGCGUGGGGCAAGACUGUUGGCUUCUGGUACAAACACAUCUUUGAAACACUGAACUCUGGAGAUGAGAGCAGCUAA
Molecule: messenger RNA, 723 nt
Organism: Parnassius apollo (apollo)
Lineage: Eukaryota; Metazoa; Arthropoda; Insecta; Lepidoptera; Papilionidae
Source: the annotation of a GenBank genome assembly